Molecule: messenger RNA, 213 nt
Organism: Brenthis ino (lesser marbled fritillary)
Lineage: Eukaryota; Metazoa; Arthropoda; Insecta; Lepidoptera; Nymphalidae
Source: the annotation of a GenBank genome assembly
AUGUCGCGAAUAUCAGUGACGCAGUGCUGGUGGUAUCACAGCAGCAUCACAACAGCAAAAGUAAAAUACCGACAAAGGGAAAGCAAAUAUAACGUAGGUAUAGCAAAAAGGUCUGCGGGGCGAGAGCGAGUGCGCGUGCGCGGCCUCGGGCCACCCCUAGCUAUCAGCGAUGUCGAAAAUUAUGCUUUUUGUGAAAAAGAGAAUAAUCUAGUG